CUCAGAGAGAGAGAGAGAGGGAGAGCGUUAGUUCCUAGUCGAAGUACCAAUUAAUAAAUUUUAAGUGAUGUAUUCAAGUUAGUUAGAGGUUUUUAUCGUUUAACACACAACUCGUCCAGCCCAGUCCAGUCAGCCCACAUUUCAAGCACCAUCAGCAACAUGUCCACAUACAAGCAGACAUGCACAAAUCUCCUGGAACUCUCGAACUCCAAGGUGACCGAGUGGCUGGCAAGCUUCGAUACAGUUAUUACAGAUUGUGACGGAGUCUUGUGGAUCUAUGGCAAUGCCUUGGAAGGUUCCGUUGAUGUCAUGAAUCAGUUCAAGGCCAUGGGCAAGAAAAUAUAUUUCUGCACAAACAACUCAACGAAGACGCGUGCCGAGUUGCUGAAGAAAGGCCUGGAACUGGGCUUUCGCAUCACCGAAGAGGGCAUCAUAUCCACUGCCCAUGCCACGGCGGCUUACCUGAAGCAGCGCAAGUUCGAUAAGCGAGUGUACGUUAUUGGCAGCGAAGGGAUUACACAGGAGCUGGAUAAGGUUGGCAUCAAGCACACGCAGUGUGGGCCGGACCCCAUGCAGGGCCCGCUGGACGAGUUUAUGGCGCAGCAUUUAAAACUGGACACGGACAUAGGAGCCGUAGUGGUCGGCUUUGACGAGCACUUUAGCUUUCCCAAAAUGAUGAAGGCGGCCUCGUACCUAAACGAUCCCAAGUGCUUGUUCGUUGCCACCAAUACGGACGAACGCUUUCCCAUGCCCAACAUGGUGGUGCCUGGGAGUGGCAGCUUUGUAAAGGCCAUCCAGACCUGCUCGGAGCGUACACCGACAGUGAUUGGUAAGCCCAAUCCUGCCAUUUGCGAGUCGCUGUUGAAUCCCAAGAAGAUUGAUCCAGCCAGAACCCUGAUGAUUGGCGACCGAGCCAACACGGACAUUUUACUGGGAUUCAACUGCGGCUUCCAGACACUGCUCGUGGGCUCUGGAAUACAUCAUCUGAGCGAUGUAGACCAGUGGAGGAAGACUAAAGAUCCAGAGGACAAGAAGCUCAUACCUGACGUGUACCUGCCCAAGCUGGGGGAUCUACUGCCAGCCAUUGUGAACAGCCAGACGGGUGGGAGCUACUAAUUUUACUACUUCAACAUCUAGUGUGUGUGUGUGUACUUGUGUACAUAUUUAUGACUGUAUGUAUGUAUUCGCAUAUUCACGAUGACGCAGCGCCUCUACAUUUAUCAAACAUAGACAGGAACUAUCUACAAACGAACAGAAAUUAAUAGUACAAUUUAUCCUACCAAAUAAAAUAUUUAAACACGCCCG
Messenger RNA from Drosophila subobscura, 1305 nucleotides. RefSeq names its product glycerol-3-phosphate phosphatase. The record is from RefSeq and is a predicted model, not a curated record. Lineage: Eukaryota; Metazoa; Arthropoda; Insecta; Diptera; Drosophilidae. The coding region runs from base 160 to 1116 and encodes 318 amino acids. The transcript has 2 exons. Gene Ontology annotation, cellular component: cytoplasm. Gene Ontology annotation, molecular function: phosphatase activity.